AAAACAAAAAAAAAAACGCUGCGCUAGAUCUUAGAUCACCCUUUGUUGAGCCCCUGGACGGUCUGUUCCCUAGAAACGUGGGGUAAGUGGGGGUACGUCUGCAAUAAAGCGAGAGGCGGCCGAUGGAGAUGGAGGCCCAGUCCUUACAACCUAACCACCCUCCUCCCGGGGUCCAUGAGGCCUGGGCAUCUCGGGGCGCGCUAUGCAGAUUAGCCCGGAAGGCCCUGCCCACCGCCCAUGGCUCCGGAAGCGCCGGGUCCCGGAUCGCCGCGCUCGAGUCCCCAUCGCUGCGCUCCUCUCCCCGCGCUUCCGGCCGCCCCCCCGCCCCCCUCUGUGGACCCGAGCUCCCUGGCGAGAGACCCAGCCGCUCGGCGGCCAUGACGGCGCGGCCGGUGCGCGUGCUUGUGGACAUGGACGGCGUGCUAGCCGACUUCGAGGCCGGCCUCCUGCGGGGCUUCCGCCGCCUCUUCCCCAAGGAGCCGUACGUGCCGCUGGAACAGCGCCGCGGCUUCUUCGCGCGCGAGCAGUACCGCGCCGUGCGGCCCGACCUGGCGGAUAAAGUGGCCAGUGUGUAUGAAGCCCCAGGCUUUUUCCUAGGCUUGGAGCCCAUACCGGGGGCCUUGGAAGCCAUGCGAGAGAUGAGUGACAAACAAGACACUGAGGUCUUCAUCUGCACCAGCCCCCUGCUGAAGUAUGAGCACUGUGUGGGUGAGAAGUAUCGCUGGGUGGAGCAGCACUUGGGACCCCAGUUUGUGGAGCGAAUUAUCCUGACAAGGGACAAGACAGUGGUCUUGGGGGACCUGCUCAUUGAUGACAAAGACACCAUUCAAGGCGGAGAGGAAAUCCCAACCUGGGAGCACAUCUUGUUCACCUGCUGCCACAACCAGCACCUUGUCCUGCCCCCCACCAGGAGGCGGCUGCUCUCCUGGAGUGACAACUGGAGAGAGAUCAUAGACAGCAAGCGCCAAGUGGCACAGCAGAACAAAGGGUCCCUGCAGCGGGCAGUCACUGAAGCCAAAGGAGGGGAAGGUGGGCCCGCAGGGAGUCCCCACCAAGCCCAGUGAGGGAUACUGUGGAGGAGGCAGAUGACAGAACCUCUGUGCUCUCUGCUGGCACAGGCCUGGCCACCUGGCUCUUCCAAGAUGGCUGCCUCUGGAGCAUGGCUGGCAAGGAAAUAGGACUCUUAAUAAAAAACUUUGGCUCU
This is a messenger RNA of Nycticebus coucang (slow loris), 1204 nucleotides long. It is a transcript of the gene NT5C, whose product is annotated as 5', 3'-nucleotidase, cytosolic. Gene Ontology annotation, biological process: pyrimidine deoxyribonucleotide catabolic process. The record is from RefSeq and is a predicted model, not a curated record. The transcript has 5 exons. Bases 123 to 1064 code for a protein of 313 amino acids. NCBI's taxonomy places the organism in Eukaryota, Metazoa, Chordata, Mammalia, Primates, Lorisidae. Gene Ontology annotation, molecular function: 5'-nucleotidase activity.